AUGACCGACCAGCCGCAGCAACAAGAUGUUGCGGAUGAUGAUCAUGUUACCAAGACUGAUAUGAACAAUAAUAGUGCCGCGACUAUUCAAGAAGAAGAAGAACAACAACAAUACCCUUCAACCAUCACAACAUCUUCAUCAUCCUCUUCAUCGCCUUGCAACGAUCAGCAACAACAACAACAACUUCAACAAAAUGAUUCCUCUCAAAAGUACCAUCCGAUUGCAUGCGAGGCAUGCAGAAAGAAACAUAAGAAAUGUGAUAGGACUCUUCCGUGUUGCAUUGAAUGCACUCGAAGAGGACUGAAUUGCGUUUACUAUGAACCUAAAAAGGAAUAUCUUCAGAAGAUGAUGCAAGAGGGGAUUGUUGUGAGACCCCAAAAACCAUUAACCAAAAAGCCAAAAGAUUUUCAAGUAGUUUCAUUUCGUGUCGAGUCGCCAAGAGCUCAACAAAACACUUUCACACAUUAUGCAUAUAAUCCUGACAUUAGUGGUUUGUCUCGAUAUGAUGCAAGUGGAGGACAAUCAACAAAUUUUCCAUCAAACUUUAUCCAACAUUCUCAAGAGAAAGUGAAAACAAAAAAGAAGAAAAAAUUGAUGAAAACGCAGAGCAUGACAAAUCCAACUUCAAUUAUUCCUCCUCAGCAAUCAUAUCCAACACAACCUGGUAUAUUAUCAACACUUAUUUCGCAGACUAGUACAAAUCCUAGUGCCACAACAACUACUACUGCCUAUCCCAGUACUGUCUAUAACCAAACUGUACCUACAACAGUGUCACAAACGCGUUAUACUGAGCCACAGCUUCUCAGUACCUAUGAAACAACAAACAACCAAAAUUAUUUAUCGCAACAAGAUACUCUUCCAACCAGCACCAUAGCCAGCAAGUACAAUGCAAUAUCCGAUAAUUAUCAUCAACCCACAUUUUCAAACAACAGCGCCAAGAGUCAUGAUUUAUCAAUCACACAGCAGUUGUCAACAUCCCCUUCUCAUUCUCAUUCCACUUCUUCAUUACAUAAUUAUAGAUAUCAGCCAUAUAACCCACCUAGUUCCGUUGCUCUUCAAUCUUCCUCAGUUACUGCUGCCACUACGUCUCUGAGUCCAUCACAAAAGCCAUUAUCUGAUCCAACAUCUUCUGUAAAUGCAUUAAGCGUAAAAUCACCACGUGUACAAAACAGUCCCAGGUCAAAUUUAACUCAUUCAUCACAUAGCGACAGCAGCAGUAAUAAGGAAGGAAGUGAUGCAAGCAGUAGUAUGCAUUCAUUGUUUUUACAAGACCUUCUCAACACUUCAUACAUGAAAAUUAACACUUUUGAAUACUACCAUAGAUAUGUUGUUUAUGGCUUUCGGCUAUUUUCUCAGGAGCUGAUUGAGCAAACAAUUUUUGGAGAAGAUUUAAAAGUGACAAUGAGUGACAUUUUCCGAAAUCCAAAUUGCUUUUUCCAACAUCCCGAGUUUUCGAAACAUACCAACGAAAGUAUUCAACACUUGAAAAAGUCAGAAAUUCUCUCCUUACUCUAUACUGUACAUGCGGUUGUUUGCUCAUUCAAUGGCUAUCAACAACAGGCUGAAACAUCAAUUCGUCGAUCAUUUGAAAUCAGCUAUAGAGGAAGUGUUUUCAGGGAUAUUUUGCAAUUAUUCUAUGACCCUAGCUUUCCUGAAGAGUUGGUGGGCUCGAUAGUACUAAGACACGGUCCUCAAAACGAUUUUUUAAUUCAAACAGAUAGAGCUUUUUAUUCAUUCCGACUUGGUAGAUUUCUCCUUUCAGCACUGUAUGCAUUGAGUAAUGCGAAUCUAGGCCUUGCUAAAUACUUUUUACUCAAAUCAGACGAAAUGCUUGAUAAUGACUCUCCAAAUUUCAAAUCUAGACGUUACAUUAAUUAUUCAGUAUCAAUGGAAUCGAAGGAAGGAAGUGAUUACUCUAUUUUUGCAGUUCCCGAUCUUCAAGUGAUUUCGUUUUGUAAAUUUAGAAUUACUACUGGAAUGUCCUAUGACAAUGUCAGAAAUUACUUACAACGUGGUGACAUUUUUUAUGGUUAUGAAAACAGCAUUCCAAAACCACUGGUCGUUACCAAGACGUCAUCGGUCUUGAGGGAUGCUCCUGAAUUUCAAUUUGACCACAACGUUCUAAGAAUGAUGGCAGGCAAUCAUGUUAUUAACAUGGGAAAGCUUCCAAUGGAGAUUUUACUUAUUACCACGUUGAGAAAUAUCACAGUAGAUAACAUUGAGCUAUUUUUGAUGCUUAAUAUAUUGGUGCUUAAAGAAGGAGCUCAUUAUAUGUUUGAUAUGAAGAUAGAUCCAAUCACUAUCUCUUACGCACAAUCCCUAAGAAAAUUUACUAUUUAUUCAGUGUUAAUCGACUUGUUGUCAGUCAUACUUGAAAAUUUACCCUAUGAUGAAGAACCAUCCGUUGGUAAUCCAACUGUGGCCAGACUUGAGAACAUUUUCAAGAAUUUUGAUGAGGCUGUCGCUGGAGGGCUUAGUGAAAACUUGAAAAAGUGGAAUUUUUCCAAUUUGACCGAGUAUGAAUUGGAAAAAUUGAGAGAAGGAUCCACUCCAAAUGAACCUUCUAUUUUUUCUCUGCUGUCUAGUCGAGAUUCCACAGCGACAACUCCUUCCAGUGAACCAACCUCUGUACGGGCAACAGUUGAAAAAUUAUUGACUUUAUACUGUGACAGAUUUGCUGACAAUUUGAGAGAAUUCUCUAAGGAAACAAUUAUAUUUAACAACGGAGAUAUGUUAGUACUUCGUACAGCUUGUUUGGUACAUUUGAGACAAGCUGAAACAAUUUUGCAACGAGUGCCGCUUCCUUUAGCAGAUCGAAUGGAGCUUGCCAAUCGAUUACAUCCAAUUCUCACAACAGAAUUCAAUAUCAUCACUUAUUUACAGCAGAAAUUUCCAAAAAUUUACUUUAGAACGUUUUCUUUUUCCAAUCGGCUUGAGACCAUGUUAGAGAGAAUUCAAACAGCGAUUUCCAGUGGAGCGCAAUUGUGA
This is a messenger RNA of Naegleria lovaniensis, 2988 nucleotides long. RefSeq lists its product as uncharacterized. The transcript has 4 exons. Gene Ontology annotation, molecular function: DNA-binding transcription factor activity, RNA polymerase II-specific; zinc ion binding. Gene Ontology annotation, biological process: regulation of DNA-templated transcription. Lineage: Eukaryota; Heterolobosea; Eutetramitea; Acrasida; Naegleriidae. The record is from RefSeq and is a predicted model, not a curated record. The coding region runs from base 1 to 2988 and encodes 995 amino acids.